AUGUUACUUUUUUCGGAUAAUCCACUAAAUGGCAUCUUUCCCAAUUCUGUUAGGAAUCUCUCUACUUUUCAUAAGUACUUUGAAAUAGGUCAUUGUAGUAUAAAUGGCAACAUUCCUAGAGAAAUUGGCAGUUUAAGCAACUUGAUGACUUUGCUGCUAGAUAACAAUCAAUUUGUUGGACCUAUUGCAACUACACCAAGGAAAUUGGACAAGCUUGAAGCUUUAUACCUUCAAAAUAAUAAACUUGAAGGUUCCAUCCCACCUGAUCUUUGUAAUUUGGAGAGCUUGGUUGAAUUAAAUUUAGCUAGUAAUGAGUUCACUGGAGGCAUUCCUGAAUGCAUGAGAACUUUGAAAUCUUUAAGAAAUCUCUACUUAGCCUUCAACCAGUUAACUUCUAUGGUUCCCUUAAGCUUGUGGAACCUUACGUAUAUCUUGGAGGUCAAUUUGUCAUCAAAUCUUCUAGAUGGCUCUCUCCCGAUAAAGAUGGGGAAUAUGAAGCCUAGCAACAUCUUACUAGACGAAGAUUUGGUUGCACAUGUUGCUAAUUUUGGCAUGGCGAAACUCUUAGGCGAUGGAGAUUCUGUGAUAAGAACCAUGACUCUCGCUACUAUCGGAUAUGGCACCAGGUGA
Molecule: messenger RNA, 630 nt
Organism: Carya illinoinensis
Lineage: Eukaryota; Viridiplantae; Streptophyta; Magnoliopsida; Fagales; Juglandaceae
Product: receptor kinase-like protein Xa21
Exons: 2
Coding region: 1-630 (209 amino acids)
Biological process (GO): protein phosphorylation
Molecular function (GO): protein kinase activity; ATP binding; protein binding
Source: RefSeq, a predicted model, not a curated record